This is a messenger RNA of Rhinichthys klamathensis goyatoka, 2467 nucleotides long. It is a transcript of the gene wnt9a, whose product is annotated as wingless-type MMTV integration site family, member 9A. Gene Ontology annotation, biological process: neuron differentiation; cell fate commitment; multicellular organism development. Gene Ontology annotation, cellular component: extracellular region. The coding region runs from base 72 to 1175 and encodes 367 amino acids. Lineage: Eukaryota; Metazoa; Chordata; Actinopteri; Cypriniformes; Leuciscidae. The transcript has 4 exons. Gene Ontology annotation, molecular function: cytokine activity; frizzled binding. The record is from RefSeq and is a predicted model, not a curated record.
GUUCUCACAAGAAAGGAUUUUACACAGCAACUUAGGACGAACGAAAUGAGCUGCCCCAGAGCUGCUACAAAAUGCUGGAUGGACACCUUCUCCUGGGAUGGUUAUCAUUUACCAUUAUAGUGCAUCUGAUCAGCUUGCCUGGACCGAGCACAGCUUACUUCGGGCUGACAGGUAAUGAACCCCUGUCCAUUCUGCCACUGACCUCACAGCCAGACGAAAGGGCCGGCAAGGCACACUACAAGCUGUGUGAUCGACUCAAACUGGAGAAAAAACAGCGCAGAAUGUGCAGACGGGACCCUGGAGUGGCUGAAACUCUCAUGGAGGCCAUUAGCAUGAGUGCCUUAGAGUGCCAGUACCAGUUCCGCUUUGAGAGAUGGAACUGCACCUUGGAGGGCCGCUACAGGGCUCACAUUUUAAAGAGAGGCUUCAAAGAGACGGCAUUCCUCUAUGCCAUCUCUUCAGCAGGCCUGACCCACGCCAUGGCCAAAGCCUGCAGCGCUGGCCGCAUGGAGCGCUGCACCUGUGAUGAGGCUCCUGACCUGGAGAACCGCAAGGCUUGGCAGUGGGGUGGCUGUGGAGACAACCUCAAGUACAGCAACAAAUUUGUCAAAGACUUCUUGGGUAAGAGGUCCAACAAGGACCUCCGCGCCCGGAUAGACAUGCACAACAGCAAUGUAGGAAUGAAGGUCAUCAAGGCUGGGGUGGAGACCACCUGUAAGUGUCACGGAGUUUCAGGUUCGUGUACCGUGCAAACAUGCUGGAGGCAGCUGGCACCCUUUCAUGAAAUUGGUAAGCAGCUCAAACAGCGUUACGAGACUUCAGUCAAAGUGGCCAGCUCCACCAAUGAGGCAACUGGGGAGGGGGAGAUCUCCCAGACCCGAUCCCAGGGGCAACAGCCCCCUCCAGGCCCUCGACCGGACCUCAUUCCCCGCACCCCCGAUCUUCUUCACAUUGAGGACUCGCCGAAUUUUUGCAGGCUUAGCAAAUAUUCAGCAGGCACCUUGGCCCGCAAAUGCUACAAGGAUAAGAACUGCGAGGCCAUCUGCUGUGGCAGGGGGCACAACACUCAGAGCCGAGUGGUGACGAGACCGUGCCAGUGCCAGGUGCGCUGGUGCUGCUAUGUUGAAUGCAAACAGUGCACACAAAGAGAAGAGGUUUACACCUGUAAGGGGUAAAAACCAUCACAAUCAUGCAGAAUAUCUUUCACCAGUCUAGGAACAGUGGAGAGAAAUGAAUGAGUGGAAGGCAAAAAGAAAGAAGAAGUGAAAAGUUUAGGUGGAUUCCCUUGUCCUAGUUUGGGGAAAGGUCUCAAAGGCAUCAAAUUAGUUUAAAAAAAACGAUGAAAGCACUUUUUGAGAGGUUUUGCAGGGCGUUUUAUUUUAUUAUUAUUAUUAUAUAAUUUUUUCUGUUUUCCAUGUGGAGCAGUGUGAAAGCUGUGUAAUAUACCAAGCCUAAGGGAAUGGUCUACAGUUUUAAGCGACACUUUGGAACUAAAUUAAACAUUUCACAGAGUAAUUUGUCUGCCAAAAUAUCAAUCAGCGGUAAAGUCCAGUCUUGGACAGACAAUUAUUGAUCCAAUGAUUUGAAUAAUAGCUUGAAAUGUCUCAAGCCGUAUGUGUAAGAGUAUGUGUUUCUAUGUGACUUAAUUCCAAAUGAUUUAAUUUGGAGAUGGAAUUUGCAAUGACAAAAUGGUGUCAGAUUUAUUCUACAUGCACAUGUAUUCUACACCCACACAAGAGUGUGUAUGCAUAUGUACAUAGAUAAAAUUACAUUAUAAUUCUAUUAUAUACACCACUUAUCUGAGUAUGUUAAAUAACCACUAACCACACAAAUGUUUUAUUGUUUGUGUGCUUGCAUUUGUGUUGUAUCUCUCUCUUUGACAAGGCCCUUAGGAAAGCAAUACUUUUGAUUUGUGUUUUUCUGUGGAUAUAAUUUGUGGAACACCGCAAGGAAUAGUUCUUGCAAGGAAUGAAAAUGAUUUGCUUUUACUUUUUUUUCUUUUGCUUGACAGUGGAAGUCUUUGCCAGUCUAUUUAAGAUUUAACUCUGCCUUAAAUGAACUCUACAAAUGACUGUUCAGGGAACAAGUGAAACCACUAUGCACCAUUCGAUGGUAAAGAAAUCCUGGAGAUAUCACAAUGAGCAUUAGUCUCCAUGAUUUAGGCUUCCGCUUGAUGACAGAUCUGUCCAUCCUCAUUUAAAGCUGCUGAUUCAAUGCUGUAAUCGUUGUAGCAGUGCUUUUCAGGACAAUGCUAGUUAAAUAUGAAAUAUGCUAUGGUUCAUGGUCACUUAAUGCUCUGUCAGUUUCACAGACAACUGGAGGGAGCAAAUAAAAGUUGAGAAUAAACAUGACAGCAAAUGUGGGCCACUAAUCUGCGUUGGAAAGAAAGAAAGUUCCCCUUUUCUGCAAUGUAUUUCUAGGGGGAAAUAAUUAACCUCAGAGAUAAUGCAUUUUGCAGAUAUUGAUG